Molecule: messenger RNA, 1189 nt
Organism: Salvelinus namaycush (lake trout)
Lineage: Eukaryota; Metazoa; Chordata; Actinopteri; Salmoniformes; Salmonidae
Product: loricrin-like
Exons: 1
Source: RefSeq, a predicted model, not a curated record
AUGGUAUGGGGAGUAGGUAAUAGUUGCGGUAAUAGUUGCAGUACUGAUGGCGGUAGUAGUACUGACGGCGGCGGCAGUUGUGGUAACGACGGCGGCGGCAGUUGUGGUAACGACGGCGGCGGCAGUUGUGGUAACGACGACGGCAGUUGUGGUAACGACGACGGCAGUUGUGGUAACGACGACGGCAGUUGUGGUAACGACGACGGCAGUUGUGGUAACGACGACGGCAGUUGUGGUAACGACGACGGCAGUUGUGGUAACGACGGCGGCGGCAGUUGUGGUAACGACGGCGGCGGCAGUUGUGGUAACGACGGCGGCGGCAGUUGUGGUAACGACGGCGGCGGCAGUUGUGGUAACGACGGCGGCGGCAGUUGUGGUAACGACGGCGGCGGCAGUUGUGGUAACGACGGCGGCGGCAGUUGUGGUAACGACGGCGGCGGCAGUUGUGGUAACGACGGCGGCGGCAGUUGUGGUAACGACGGCGGCGGCAGUUGUGGUAACGACGGCGGCGGCAGUUGUGGUAACGACGGCGGCGGCAGUUGUGGUAACGACGGCGGCGGCAGUUGUGGUAACGACGGCGGCGGCAGUUGUGGUAACGACGGCGGCGGCAGUUGUGGUAACGACGGCGGCGGCAGUUGUGGUAACGACGGCGGCGGCAGUUGUGGUAACGACGACGGCAGUUGUGGUAACGACGACGGCAGUUGUGGUAACGACGACGGCAGUUGUGGUAACGACGACGGCAGUUGUGGUAACGACGACGGCAGUUGUGGUAACGACGACGGCAGUUGUGGUAACGACGACGGCAGUUGUGGUAACGACGGCGGCAGUUGUGGUAACGACGGCGGCAGUUGUGGUAACGACGGCGGCAGUUGUGGUAACGACGACGGCAGUUGUAGUAACGACGACGGCAGUUGUAGUAACGACGACGGCAGUUGUAGUAACGACGACGGCAGUUGUAGUAACGACGACGGCAGUUGUAGUAACGACGACGGCAGUUGUAGUAACGACGACGGCAGUUGUAGUAACGACGACGGCAGUUGUAGUAACGACGACGGCAGUUGUAGUAACGACGACGGCAGUUGUAGUAACGACGACGGUAGUUGUAGUAACGACGACGGUAGUUGUAGUAACGACGACGGUAGUUGUAGUAACGACGACGGUAGUUGUGGUAACGACGACGGUAGUUGUG